GGCUUCCGGUCUUGGGCUCUACCUUACUUCCUACUCUGGGCUCUAGGGAAUGAGAUCCUUGAUCUCCGGUUGAAUGAUUUACCUCAACAGACAGAAGUCCAAGCGUCCACGAAGAGCCCCUGAAAAAACUUUAUGUGAGUUCUGUGGAAUCUGCUGUGCCCACACAACACCGGGGAGAAUGACAGAGCCCCGCCCCUGCUGUUAUGCUGGGAAUGCCAGGUGGGGGUGACCGGAAAUAGUUCCCCCUUACUUCUGACUAGAAAGGGGACUGGGCCCGAAGCCUUCAUCCUUAAAGUGCUGUGUCACCUCAGCUGUGUUCCAGAUCUUCUCAGCUGUUUUGGUGCCAACCUUUUCAGCCUUCUCACCCACACUCCUACCUGCUGUCACCAGCCAUAGUCAUCAUGCCUCGGGGUCAGAAGAGUAAGCACCGUGCCCGUGAGAAACGCCGAGAGACCCAUGGUCAGCGGCAGAGUCUCCCGGGUCCUCAGUCCACUGUAGAGAAGCAAAAAGAGCCCCGCUCUUCCACUAUCUCUUCUCCUGAUUAUCGGGGUGCUCAUCCUAAGUCUUCUGAUGCCUCUGUUCCUCAGGCGUCUCAGGGAACUUCACCUGCUGCCUCUCUUGAUGCAGGUGUUUCAUGCUCAAAAUCUGAUGUGGCUGCCAAGGGUGGAGAUGAGGAGAGUGCACAUGCCUCCCAGAGAGCCAUGUACUUCAAGAGCUUAGGCCAAGAUCCUAUAGACAAGAAGUCUUGGGAGUUGGUGCAAUUCCUGCAGGAGAAGUUUGAGAAGAAGGAGUCCAUUUUGAAGGCAGACAUGCUGAAGCUUGUCAGCAGAAGGUACAAGGAGCACUUCCCUGAGAUCCUCAAGGAAACCUCCGAACAUUUGGUGGUGGCCUUUGGCGUUGAAUUGAAAGAAAUAGAUUCUAGUGGUGAAUCCUACACCCUUGUCAGCAAGCUGGGCCUGCCCAGUGAAGGAAUUCUGAGUGGUCAUAAUGGGCUGGCGAAGUCAGGUAUCCUGAUGUCGGCCCUGGGUUUGAUCUUCGUGAAAGGCAACCGUGCCACUGAAGAGGAGGUCUGGGACUUUCUGACCUUGCUGGGGAUCUCCUCUAGGAUGACACACCCACUCUAUGGGAAUCCUAAGAAGAUCCUUACUGAAGAUUUGGUGCAAGCAAAGUACCUGGAGUACCAGCAGGUGCGCAACAGUGAUCCUCCACGCUAUGAAUUCCUGUGGGGUCCACGAGCCCAUUUUGAAACCAGCAAGAUGAGAGCCCUGAAUGUUUUUGCCACGUUCAAUAACACCGUCCCUGGGUUCUACCCACAUCUAUAUGAAGAGGCUUUGAUAGAUGAGGUACAGAAAGCAUUGAGACUGAACUUUUAAGGCACAGCUGCCACUGUUUCCUUGGCCAGGGCACCUUACAGGGCCACAUCCUACAGAUCCUCCCAUUUCUAGGGAGGUCUGAAGUAGAAUUUUUGCUUGAUGUUAAAGGAGAGUAGUGAGCCUUCUAAGUAGCACAGUAUAGUAGAGGCUGGAGGGAACAGGACGUGUUUCUUUUGUCCUGUUACACAUGAGUAAUUUGUAGAUUUAUGUUUUGCUUUCUUCAUCAAUUUUCAAGAUUGUUCCUGUUAAGUGAAGGUUUAUAUUGCUUCAGAUUAUAAAUGUGUCAGUAACUUAGCUUUCACAUUCAUGGUUGUUUAACCAGUUUGAAAGUUAUGGUUGUGGUAUUAAUAAAACAAAUCUUACAGCAUUCAUAUUUUUGUUAUAAUUCGGAACUAGAUAAAAUGGCAAUAGAGAAGGGAUUUUCAUAUCAAUCUUAAUGAACUCCAUAGGAAAAUAGUUGACAUCCUAAUAUGAUUAGAAAGAAAAAAGGAAAUGUAAAUGUUCCUUAAUUCUUGGUUUGCCUUAUUUUUUUUCUAUUUAUUUUAGUUUAA
Callithrix jacchus (white-tufted-ear marmoset) is the source of this 1924-nucleotide messenger RNA. RefSeq names its product melanoma-associated antigen B6B-like. The record is from RefSeq and is a predicted model, not a curated record. Gene Ontology annotation, cellular component: nucleus. Gene Ontology annotation, biological process: negative regulation of transcription by RNA polymerase II. NCBI's taxonomy places the organism in Eukaryota, Metazoa, Chordata, Mammalia, Primates, Cebidae.